Euleptes europaea (tarantolino) is the source of this 1971-nucleotide messenger RNA. It is a transcript of the gene DNAJC2, whose product is annotated as DnaJ heat shock protein family (Hsp40) member C2. The transcript has 17 exons. Gene Ontology annotation, molecular function: ribosome binding; Hsp70 protein binding. The record is from RefSeq and is a predicted model, not a curated record. Gene Ontology annotation, biological process: 'de novo' cotranslational protein folding; regulation of translational fidelity. The coding region runs from base 54 to 1916 and encodes 620 amino acids. Lineage: Eukaryota; Metazoa; Chordata; Lepidosauria; Squamata; Sphaerodactylidae. Gene Ontology annotation, cellular component: cytosol.
GAGAGGGAAGCCGCCGAGCUGUGGCGCGCGCGGGGGGCUCCUCGGAAGGCGCCAUGAUGCUGCGUGGGGCGCCUGAGGGCCAGGCCACGGCGGUCACCAGGCCCCUGUCCACGGCUUCUGUGCUUUGCCAAGUUGAGCCUGUGGGACGAUGGUUUGAAGCAUUUAUUAAGAGGAGAAACAUGCAUGUUUCUGCCUCUUUCCAGGAGCUGGAGGAUGAGAAAGAACUAUCUGAAGAGUCAGGAGAUGAAGAAUUACAGCUGGAAGAAUUUCCUUUGUUAAAAACACUUGAUCCAAAGGACUGGAAGAAUCAGGACCACUACUUGGUUCUUGGACUGGGGCAUAUGAGAUACAAGGCCUCUCAGAAACAAAUCAAAGCAGCUCAUAAAGCCAUGGUGUUGAAACACCAUCCAGACAAGCGAAAAGCAGCAGGGGAACAGAUAGGUGAAGGAGACAAUGACUACUUUACCUGUAUAACAAAAGCCUACGAAAUUUUAUCAGAUCCUGUGAAAAGGCGAGCUUUUAACAGUGUAGAUCCUACUUUUGAUAACACCGUUCCUUCUAAAAGUGAAGCAAAAGAAAAUUUCUUUGAGGUUUUUUCACCAGUCUUUGGAAGAAAUGCCAGGUGGUCAAACGUAAAAAAUGUACCAAAGCUUGGAGAUGCAAACUCAUCAUUUGAAGAGGUAGAUGCUUUUUAUUCGUUUUGGUAUAAUUUUGAUUCUUGGAGAGAGUUCUCCUACUUAGACGAGGAAGAAAAAGAAAAAGCAGAAUGUCGAGAUGAGAGGAGGUGGAUUGAAAAGCAGAACAGAGCAACUAGAGCGCAAAGAAAAAAGGAAGAGAUGAACAGAAUAAGGACACUCAUCGACACUGCAUAUAGCUGUGAUCCUAGAAUAAAGAAAUUCAAGGAAGAAGAAAAGGCAAAGAAGGAAGCAGAAAAGAAAGCAAAGGUAGAUGCAAAACGAAAAGAACAGGAGGAAAAAGAGAAGCAAAGGCAAGCAGAAUUGGAAGCAGCCCGGUUAGCUAAGGAGAAAGAAGAGGAAGAAACUAGACAACAAGCACUGCUGAUGAAGAAAGAGAAGGACAUACAGAAAAAAGCAGUUAAAAAGGAAAGGCAAAAGCUGCGAACCAUGUGCAAGAACUGGAAUUACUUUUCUGACAACGAGGCAGAGUGUGUUAAGAUGAUGGAGGAAGUGGAAAAGCUUUGUGAUCAUCUGGAGUUGGCAAGUCUGCAGUGCUUGAAUGAAGCACUUACCUCCACAACAAGGGAAGAAGGAAAGGCUGCUGUAGAAAAACAGAUAGAAGAAGUAAAUGAGCAGAUGAGAAAAGAGAGAGAAGAAGCAGAUGCUCGUUUGCGACAAGCAACAAAAAGUUCUGAGAAAUCAACAAGUGGAGUUGGUGGUGGAAGUAAGAACUGGUCAGAAGAUGACUUGCAGUUGCUAAUUAAAGCUGUGAACCUCUUCCCUGCAGGGACUAACUCAAGGUGGGAGGUUAUUGCCAAUUAUAUGAAUUUGCACUCUACUACUGGAAUAAAGCGAACAGCAAAAGACGUUAUCAACAAAGCAAAGAGCCUACAGAAACUUGACCCUCAUCAGAAGGAUGACAUCAACAAAAAAGCUUUUGAUAAAUUUAAAAAAGAGCAUGGUGUUGUGUCCCAGACAGAGAUUGCUGCACCAUCCCAACGAUUUGAAGUACCACUUACAGACUCCUCUCCUUGGACCACAGAAGAGCAAAAACUUUUAGAACAAGCUUUGAAGACCUAUCCAGUGAAUACUCCUGAAAGGUGGGAGAAAAUAGCAGCUUCUGUCCCAGGCCGAUCUAAAAAAGACUGCAUGAAGCGCUAUAAGGAACUUGUUGAAAUGGUGAAAGCAAAGAAAGCUGCCCAAGAGCAAGUACUGAAUGCUGCUAAAACUAAGAAAUGAGAUUCUUAAUGACAAUCUUAAUGUGUUUUGUUUUAUAAUAAAAAUGCAAAUACAA